Physella acuta is the source of this 5478-nucleotide messenger RNA. RefSeq names its product cubilin-like. The record is from RefSeq and is a predicted model, not a curated record. Lineage: Eukaryota; Metazoa; Mollusca; Gastropoda; Physidae. Gene Ontology annotation, molecular function: calcium ion binding.
AUGGGAUCAAGAAUAUCAGUUCUAGAAAGCCCCCAAGAACCGGCGUAUGUGCAGGAGCUGAGGACUGAUCUGCAUGCUCUUAGCAGAAGAGUAUCUGAACUCGAGAGUUCUGUCCACACAGCCAACGAGGAAAUAACUCACAGGGUUACAGAUUUGGAAAACAGUUUCCGUAAUCUUCAACAACAACUCAACACAAACUAUUGUGCAAGCAAUCCUUGUGAGCAUGGUGGAACUUGCAGUAAUACUUUCAAUGGCUUUCAGUGUCGAUGUCCUACUAAUUGGCAAGGUGAUAGAUGUAAUGAAGAUGUAAACGAAUGUGACAUUUAUACUGGUACCAAUCUAGGAUGUCACAAUGGUGCAACAUGCACUAAUACACAAGGAUCAUACAGCUGCCAGUGUCGACCUGGUUGGAGUGGCAUUCAUUGUAAUUCACCAAACAAUUCAUGUGAUGGUGCUUCUCAUUGGGAGAUGUGUGAUCAUGGAGUCUGCAUAAAUGACAACAAUCAAAAUCCUUCUAGAACUCACUAUAGAUGUUUGUGUGAACCUGGGUGGACAUCAGAUACAACAGUGUCUCCAGCUUGUAACAUUGACAUUGAUGAAUGCCGAACAGGAACACAUUGCUCAGUCAAUCCUCCAGUUCAAUGCAUUAAUACACCUGGUUCAUUUGUGUGUGGGUCAUGCCCUACAGGUUACCGCGGCAGUGGGUAUUCAUGUCAUGACAUAGAUGAAUGUCAAGAUGGUAAUAAUGGUGGCUGCUCAAGGAAUCCUUAUGUAGAAUGUAUAAAUACCAUUGGAUCAAGUACAUGUGGAAGUUGUCCAGCAGGUUAUCUAGGAAAUGGAAAGCUCUGCACUGCUUCUUUUUAUUGUUCACACAAUAAUGGUGGAUGCCAUCAUCUUGCAAAUUGUAUCGAAGGAGCUAGUGGGAGAAUUUGCAUUUGUCAGAAUGGAUAUAUUGGCAAUGGAGAGGGUCCAAAUGGUUGCAUCCUACAAUCAAUAUAUGGGUCCUGUAACUCAAAUCCUUGUGCUAAUGGAGGAACAUGUACUCCUGCAGGAACAGGUGUCUUCACUUGCACUUGUCCCAGUGGUUAUACAGGGCCAACCUGUACCAGCACUGCCAAUGCUUGUAACAGCAACCCGUGUCAGAAUGGAGGCACUUGUGUUUCACAAGGAGCUGGAUUUAUUUGCAACUGUCCUGAAGGUUUUACUGGAUUUAGAUGUGAAAUACUGGAGCAAGUAUGUGGUGGGAGGUUGCUGCAAGAAAGUGGUUUGUUAAGAUAUCCUGCAACCAACAGUACUUAUCCAUCAUCUGCAGAUUGUAAAUGGGUUAUUUCAACCACAUUUGACAAGAUUGUGCAAGUUACAUUUACAGAAUUCAGUUUAGCACACAAUUGUAUACAUGACUUUCUACAAAUAAAUGAUGGUCCAACAACUACCUCACCAUUUAUUGAUAGGUACUGUGGCCGUCAGCUGCCUGCAUCGAUUAACAGUACUCAACAUGAAAUGUCCAUUUGGUUCAAAUCUGAUUAUUCUGUAGAACAUGAUAGUUUUAGCCUCACCUGGACAUCAGCACAGCCUGUCUGUGGGGGAACAUUCAGUGGCAGUGAUCAUGGUGCAGUUAAUAGUCCCAAUUAUCCAAACAACUACCCACCUAACAGAAACUGCAGUUGGAUUAUAUCUGUCCAGCCAGGGUAUAAGAUAUCAUUCCAUUUUGCUUUAUUAGACUUGGAACAUCAUCCUGAUUGUGGACAUGACUAUCUAGAGAUAUAUGAUGGAGUCACAGUUUCUGCACCAGUUUUACAACGACUGUGUGGGAAGCCAACAAGUUUACCACCUCCCAUCCAGACAAGCGGUCCAAAUGCUUUUGUUAGAUUUCAUAGUGAUCAUAUUGUACAUGGCCAUGGAUUUUCCAUCACAUACUUUUCUUUUAUUGAUACAACCUGUGGUGGAACAUUCACUAGUGAAACAGGAGUGAUAAGCUCACCUGGUUAUCCAAGUCAUUACCCCCAUGGAAAAAUGUGUAGUUGGGUCAUCAGACGCCCCACAAGCAGCAGGAUUUCAUUUACUUUUUUAGCUUUUGACUUGCAGACAACAGCAGGUUGCAGUUCUGAUUAUCUAAUGCUUAGAGAUGGUGAGAAUUACAUGGGUGAUUUAAUAGCUGUUUACUGUGGCAGCAAUCAGCCUGCUGCUGUUCAAACUAAUGGCAAUGUGGCUUAUGUAGAGUUCAGGUCUGAUGAAACAAGUUCUGGUGCUGGCUUUAGAAUACAAUGGACAACUGAAUGUGGUGGUGUAUAUACAAAUAGUUCAGGCAGUAUACAGUCUCCUGGAUGGCCUGGAGAUUAUCAUGCUAGUGCUGACUGCUCAUUUAUUAUUCAAGCCUCGGAUUUACAAAAUGUUUUGCUGACAUUUGAUUCUUUUGAUUUAGAAGAUCACUGUGAUUAUGAGUAUUUGGAGAUACAUGAUGGCUCCAGUGAAACUGCACCUCUGCUAGGUAGUAGAUAUUGUGGACAAAAUACACCUGUCAAUAUUAGAUCCACUGGAAAUGCUUUGUUUGUUAAAUUUGUAAUAGAUGAUAGCGUUCAACAUGCUGGUUUUCAUGCUACUUACAGUAUGGUUGAUGAUGGGGGAGCAUCCAUGGGCUGUGGUGGAACUUUAAAUAGAAAUUCUGGCAUUUUUCGGAGUCCUGGGCAAGCAAACCCUUAUCCUCGUGGCAUCAACUGCACAUGGUACAUAAUGGUUGACCAGGGGCAUGUUGUGAGACUUGAAUUUCAUACAUUUAGUUUUGAGUAUGGUUAUGACACUUGCCGUGACUACAUUGAAAUUUAUGAUAAUAUCACAGCAACAGGACCAUCUCUUGGAAGAUUCUGCCGUGAAAGACCUCCUGUGAUUACCUCAUCUGACAACUAUUUAACUGUUGUGAUGAUUACAGAUUCAAGUGUUGCUUAUGAUGGUUUCUAUGCUUCUUUUGUGGCUUUGAAUACUAGUACUUUUUGUGGUGGGGCUUUAACAGCAACUUCUGGUGAGAUUACUUCACCAAAUUUUCCACAAAACUAUCCUCAUCAUAGACAAUGUGAGUGGACUAUAACAGUUCCAAGAGGACGCCAAAUAUUUCUAAACUUUACUUCUUUUCAUCUGGAGCCAUCAGAUACUUGCAUGUGGGAUUUCCUUGAAAUAAGAGAUGGGGGCUCAGCAAAUUCUCCACUAAAGGUUAAGCUAUGUGGCUAUCAGGAAGCUGUUCCUCCUAUACGUUCAUAUGGCAAUCGUUUGUAUCUGAAGUUUAAAACAGAUGCUACAGUCACGCAUCCAGGUUUCCGAUUAGAGUAUGGUAGCUCUGCUUCAGGAUGCUAUGGUGAUUUAAAUUCACCAACUGGAAGUAUUACUUCCCCUGAUUAUCCAGACAGUUACCCACAUAACACUGAUUGUAUAUGGACCAUUACUGUUGCACAAGGAAAUUCAAUCAUAAUUACUUUUGCUGAAAUUGACUUGGAGAACUAUUAUUUGUGUCAUUAUGAUUACCUUAUGAUUCGUGAAGAUGGAGAAACAGGAAAAAUGCUUGGUAAAUUUUGUGGCCGCACCCUUCCUCACCCCAUUUACACUGAGUCUAACAAGCUGUGGAUAAAAUUUAAGAGUGACCAAGUCAUAGAAGGCAGGGGAUUCAGUUUACAGUAUAUUACAAAUUGUAACAAAAACUUUACUGGAUUUGGGGGUGCCAUUGAAAGUCAAAAUUAUCCUAAUUCAUAUCUCAACAAUUUAAAUUGCACAUGGUUCAUUGAAGUAAAUAAAGGGAACAAGAUAAAUUUGGAGUUUGCUACAUUUCUUUUGGAAGACCAUGACUAUCUUCAGAUUACAGAUGUUCAAAACUCUUCUCAAAGUAGGCGCCUUACAGGCAACACUAUACCACAGUCCUAUAACUCCAGUGGUAAUGUUCUGAAGCUAAAUUUCAUCACUGAUUCAUCAAUUGUCUUUAGUGGAUUUAGACUUGAAUGGGCGUUCAUUGGCUGUGGAGGAAUAUUGCAAGAUCCUACGGGCAACUUUACCAGUCCAAACUUCCCAAAUCCUUAUAACAGAAACAUUGAAUGUGUAUGGAGAAUUAUUGCUAACUUGGAUCAGGCAAUUGAACUUACAUUUCCAACAUUUCAACUAGAAGCUCACGGUUUCUGUGAAUAUGACUAUGUGAAGGUUUUUGAAGGUGGAAGUGAUCAAGGCCCACUUCUUACUCAGCUAUGUCAUGCACAAUCAAACCAAAUCAUCACAUCACAUGGAAACCAGAUGUUCAUUAAGUUUAUGAGUGGUGCUUCGAGUGAUGCUUCAAUAAAAAGAAAUGGAUUCAGUGCUACAUACAGGGCAAUACCUGGAGGAUGUGGUGGAAAUUUCUCUGCUAUGACAGCUACAAUAAUGUCUAAAAACUACCCACAAAAUUAUGACAGCAAUUCAACAUGUCACUGGAGGAUAACUGUUGGAGAAGGACAUAAUGUUGUUCUUACAUUUACAGACUUUGCUCUUGGGAAUUGCCCCAAUGACUAUGUAGAAAUCUUUGAUGUAAUUGAUUCAAAUGAGGUCUCCCUUGGAAGGCUUUGUGACAAUCAACUACCAAACCAGACAGAGUACAGAUCAACUGGAAAUCAAAUGUCCAUUCGCAUGUUGUCAUUACAAGGCGUUAAGAAUAAAGGCUUUAAAGCUGAAUACAAAACAGGCUGUGGUGGUACUUUGAAUGCAGACUUGGGAGGAUCAAUACAAUCUCUCUUCUAUCCGAAUCAGUAUCCUUACAAUACAACUUGCAUCUGGAUUAUCAGGACUCACACACUUGCUUCCAAUGUUCAUCUUUCAUUUACCUACAUGAAUAUACCUGAUGUUGAUGGUUGCCAGCAAAGUUAUGUAACAGUUAAUGAUGGCACAGAACCACUUGAGCUUCAUCCAAACCAACAACAAACAAGAUAUUGUGGAAACAACAUCCCUGCACCUUAUUAUUCUCAAGAUUUUGCCAUCUAUGUAGUGUUCAGGUCUGGUGCUUCUUAUCGUACUGGCAAUGGAUUUAGGGCUGUAUACUCAUCAUCACUUGCUUCUUGUGGAAGUGAUGAGAUAACGGCAUACUCUGGACACUUUCAAACACCUAAUUACCCAUUCAAUUAUCCUAACAAUAUUGAAUGUCAGUGGGUAUUCAAAACAUCACCGGGAAAUUCAUUGACGUUAUUUUUUGAUGACUUUGAACUUAACGGAGGUUUCAAUGAUGACUAUGUAGAAAUACGAGCACCAGAAAUAAGUAACUAUAUUGGCAGAUGGUAUGGGAACAAUGGUCCUUACAACUUAAGCUCAUCUUAUGCUGGUGCUAUUGUUAUCUUUAGAUCAAAUGAAGCAAAUACAGGGAAAGGCUUUACAGCUUUAUGGAGUUCAACUACCUCUAACUUUUUAACUGGUGAUAAUGGACAAAUAGCAUCCCCUAAUUACCCAUCUAUUUAUCCAGGAGGUUCUCAUUAUACGUAA